Phycodurus eques (leafy seadragon) is the source of this 2388-nucleotide messenger RNA. RefSeq names its product protocadherin alpha-8-like. Bases 1 to 2388 code for a protein of 795 amino acids. The transcript has a single exon. Gene Ontology annotation, molecular function: calcium ion binding. Gene Ontology annotation, cellular component: plasma membrane. NCBI's taxonomy places the organism in Eukaryota, Metazoa, Chordata, Actinopteri, Syngnathiformes, Syngnathidae. Gene Ontology annotation, biological process: homophilic cell-cell adhesion. The record is from RefSeq and is a predicted model, not a curated record.
AUGUCGGCCCGCGUUCUUUUUCGUUUCGCUCUGCUUCCGCUGCUGCUGGGGAAACGGGCUUUGGCAGAAAUUCGCUACUCCACCCCCGAGGAGGUUAAAGAUGGAACUGUUGUUGGGAAUCUUGCAAAGGAUUUGGGUCUUGACGUGGGCUCUCUGGUCGAUCGCCGCUUCCGAGUGGUUUCCGAAUCAAAGGAGGCCUUUUUCGAGGUAAACCAGCAGAACGGGGUGCUGUACGUGAACAAGCGGAUCGACAGAGAUGAUUCGUGUCAGGGCGGCGGCGCCUGCCUCUUUGAGCUCAAAGUCAUUGUGGAGAACCCUUUGGAAAUACAUUAUGUCAUGAUAGAAAUCACAGACGUCAACGACCACGCUCCUGUUUUUAUAGAAAAAGAGCAAAAGUUUGAAAUAGCUGAGCACACGUUGCCCGGUAAGCGAUUCAAGCUGCAUGCGGCGCACGAUCCCGACGCGGGGAUGAACUCCAUCCGCGCCUACACGCUGACGUCAAACGAGCAUUUUGAAGUUGAAGUUCGCCAGAGCGAUGAGGAGAAAAUUCCUUUUUUGGUGCUGAAGAAAUCUCUGGACCGGGAACAAAAGGCAAAACACUCGCUGCGGGUCACAGCGCUGGAUGGAGGCAAACCCCCACGAUCGGGGACGCUGAACGUGUCCAUUGUUGUACUCGACAGCAAUGACAAUAGACCAAUGUUCGGUCAAGAUAUUUACCAAAUUACAAUCGCGGAAAAUAUCCCGAUAGGUACUUCAAUAUUUCAAAUGAAUGGUACAGACCCGGAUGAAGGGGUUAACGGAGAAAUCGAAUAUACCCUCGCAAAGGCAUUGAAGAAAAGUGUAUAUCGUGUUUUUGAAAUGGAGAGAUUGACUGGGAUUGUAAGAAUAAAAGGACACGUAGACUACGAAGAAAAUGAUAUAUUUAAACUCGACAUCGAGGCAUCCGACAGAGGAACACCUGCAAUGACGGGUGAGUGCAGAGUCAUUAUCAAGAUAAGAGACAUGAAUGAUCAUGUUCCAGAAAUAGAAGUGACUUCCCUGUCAAAUAUGGUGGCAGAAGACUCCAAACCUGGCACCGUUAUUUCCCUCAUUAGCGUGAAGGAUAGAGACUCAGGUGUAAAUGGCAAAAUUCUCUCCGCCAUAACCAACGACGUCCCUUUUGAAUUGAAGCCAUCCUACAAAGAAAACAUAUUUUCAGUUGUCACGAAAGAAGAUUUGGACAGGGAGGAGGUCUCUCAUUAUGAAAUUGAAAUAAAAGCCAGCGACUGCGGUGAACCUCCUUUAUCAAAUGUAAAAUCGCUCAAUAUUCAGAUCUCAGAUGUGAAUGAUAACAGUCCGCACUUUGAAAAGAGCCCCCUUGAGUUUUAUUUAACAGAGAACAAUGCAGCUGGGAGUUCAAUUUUCUCCAUCAGUGCAUCAGACAAAGAUAUAAACGACAAUGCCGCUAUUUCCUAUCGUAUCGUGGGAGAGAGACGUCAUACUGACAUCGCAUCUUUCCUCAACAUUAACUCUGAGACUGGAGAAGUGACGGCGCUGAAGAGUUUUGACUUUGAGACGCUGAAAAGCUUCCAGUUCCAGGUGUCGGCCACCGACGGCGGAAGUCCUCCGCUGAGCGGCAACGUGACGGUGAAGGUGUUCAUUCUGGAUCGGAACGACAACGCUCCGGUCAUCCUGUAUCCGCUCGGCUCCAACGGUUCCGCCCGAGGCGCGGCGGAGAUUCCCCGCGACGCCAAAGCGGGAGACUCGGUGACGAAAGUCCGAGCCUACGACGCCGAUACGGGAUAUAACGGCUGGUUACUGUUUUCGCUGCGGCCGCUCGGCGAGCGCGCUCUCUUUUCUCUGGACCGCUAUACGGGCCAGAUCAGAACACUUCGCCCGUUCACGGAGACGGACGAGGCCGAGCAUCGACUGCUCGUACUGGUCAAAGACAACGGCGACGUUUCGCUCUCGGCCACGGCGACCGUGACCGUCAAACUGGCGGAGCCCAAAGAGGCUUUCGCGGCUUCCGACCACGCGGGAAGCGCGGCCGAAGAGGACGAGCGCGAGGACCGGGUGACUUUUUAUCUGGCGCUGACUUUGGGCUCGGUCUCGCUGCUUUUGGUCAUCAGCGUGGUGGUGCUGAUCGCCAUGCGCUGCUCCAAAUCCGCAGAGUCCACUUCCAAAUAUCUGCGAGACGCUCAUUACGACGGCACGCUGUGUCACAGCAUCCAGUACAGAUCGGGAGACAAACGCUACAUGCUGGUCGGACCCAGAAUGAGUGUUGCUUCCGCCGGCGUCCCGGGCAGCCACGCCGGCACGCUGGUUCUGUCCGACGCCGCACGUGCGGCCGCAGGGGAGGUAAGAAUCAUGAAUCUACUUUAUCUUUUUUUAAUGAAUCUGAAAAAAUAG